AUACCAACAAUUUACAGAAAUAAUAAUACAACAAAUUUAGAAUCUUCAGGUGGUAUUAAUUAUAACCGUGGAAAGAGGUUUAAAUUAAAAUUGUGUUUAUUAGUGAACAACUCCGCUACUAUGUUUUGAAUAAGACAAUACAAAUACAAUGUUAUUAAGAUUAAGGAUGGCAACACAUGAAGGAAUACAUGGGUACCUUUCAAAACUUAAUUCCCUUUCUGAAAAGAUUACGCGCGAUGUAAAUAAAGUGAAAGCUGCAUACAGUCAAGAUGCCUGGCUGACAUUGACUUUAAAUGAACAGGAAAAUAUAUUAAAUAAUCAAUUAAUAAAUCCAGAUAUAUAUACUAAGUACUAUAAUGGGAUCGAGGAAAAAAAACGACGAAUAAAAGCAGAAAAUUUUAAAAAUGAUUACCAACAACUUGGAUGUAGUGACGCUGUAUAUUUAUAUAACGAGAAAGACCUGUACACGUAUACUUACCAAAAUGUUGGGUUAAAAAUACUACAUGACGAAAAUACCAGAGAUUGUCGAGAUGAACAUUCAUUUCCAUUUAGUUAUCGAACUAAAUCUCAAAUAAACAUACCGUCAAAAGAAUUUGAAGACGUUUCUGUUCUCGGAGCUCCCAAUGAUGUAACAAAAUCCCAUUAUUUAAGUUUAAGGACGAACGAUUCACACAACCCAAAAAUACCCAGUCUCCAUGUUCAUGAUUAUGAAAAAGCCGAGGUUAACCAAAGUAAAAAAAUAAUUUUCAAUCGAAUAAACGACCAAAAAAGUAAAUGUGUGUAUAAUACCGAGGAAUGUUUUGACUCGAAUGAAGAACUGCAACUGCUGGUUAGGGUUGCAUCACAAAGCAGUAUGCCAAACGACUUGUCGGAUAAUGAAAAUGAGUUUAAAGAUCUUCGUUAUAAUGAAAAUGCUAAACUUAUAACACCAGAAUUGGAAAUCCCUAAGGGUUUUGAUUUUCUCAGCAAUUGGUAGUACUAAUUUUCAAUACAUAAAAGCCCAUAAAUUGUGUAGGAAAAUAUAUAAGAAGCGCUAAAAAUUAAUAAUUUUCAUUUUAAGUGCAUUUUUAAACCAAACAAACUAAAAUUUUCCGAAAAACUCAAAUACAAUAAAUACUAAUUGCUUUACCGUAAUACCUUACAAAUUAAGUGACAAUUAAAAUAAACACUUUUAAUCAAAACUCAUAAAGUUCAAUAUUUAAUUUUAAGUAGCGGUCUUACUAACAUUAAUACGUGUUAUUAUAAACAUUUGCUUGCUUAAUAAGUGUAAGUACAACAACUUUAACAGAGUUUCAUAAUAAUCGGUAUCCUGUAUCUGGCCUGACUGUCAGGUCUAAGGGGUAUUUAAAUAUUGUUUAAAAAUUCUUGAUCACAAUAAGAAGCCAAAUCGAUUUAUUUAUUUAUAAUUUAAGAUUUUAUCAAUUCUUCCGCUCUUCUUGAUUUAAAUAGUACGGAAAUGCUUUGUAAUCGAAACAUUUACAUAGAUGUCCAAAAAUUUACAAAUUCAAAUUUGUAAAGUCCAUAUUAUUUAAACAACGUUCAUUUCCUUAACAAGAAGAAACAUUUUGAGUUCAGUAAAUAUACAUAUUCGGUCUUUAAAAAUAAAUUUAAUUAGUACAGAAAUGAAAUCUGUAAGAUUUGAACUUCGUAAAACUACUGUAAAUAAAGAAGAAAAAACACCUAAA
Drosophila rhopaloa is the source of this 1685-nucleotide messenger RNA. RefSeq lists its product as uncharacterized. The transcript has 2 exons. Lineage: Eukaryota; Metazoa; Arthropoda; Insecta; Diptera; Drosophilidae. The coding region runs from base 149 to 976 and encodes 275 amino acids. The record is from RefSeq and is a predicted model, not a curated record.